CGAAAUUCAUUAGUGCCGCGGAUGCCGCGAAAUAAGAUAAACUUACAGUAACAGUUGCGCGGGCAAGUCAGGGCAUAGCAGACCCAGCAUGCAUGCAUGUGCACUGUAAAUGUAAUGUCACCCGUCUUUUAUCUUCGGGAAAUCAUUGUCUUAUAGACUUUUCUUAGUGCUGUAAAUCCAUCACUAUCUGUAGGUUAGCCACGGACUAUGUUGUGACGAUUAACGUCGCAUUUUCCAGCGCAUAUGUCGGCUUAGAAAAUUAGUGCCACACGAGGACAUAGUAAACACCACCAGGGUUAUGGCGGCGGACAGGGAAAAACAGCCAAAUGGGUCUUACAGCAAAGCCUUCAGCAUCCUGCAGCAGCUGUUCCCCAGGGUGCUGUCCCUGCAGGGUUACCUUUCCGAGCAGCUGGCAGGGCGUGAUGUUCCUGUACCUCUACUGCAGGCUGGAGACAGUCAGGAGUACACCCAGCUACUCCAGACCACCCUUGUGUGCCUGUCUGCAGGACACGAGCCCCUCCCUCCGCGCAUGUCGUUUGAGCAGGUGUCAAAUCAAAGCGAAGUGAUACUCAGGACAAUCGAGAAGCUGUGCAAAAGUCCCAGAGGGCCCACGAAGAAUGUGCUCACUUUAGGCUACAGGCUGGCAAGUGAGAAGAGCAAGAGUUUCUCUGUGAAAGCCCCUUGUAUUGAGAUGGUUCAUCCAGAUGACAAGAUCAGGAAACUAGACAGGAGAGUGUGGAAGAUUCUUCUUAGCAGGAUUGGUGAUGAUGUCAUGACCCAUCUUCUUGGUAGCUGCUCUCUUUUUCUUGCAGCGCCCCCAAGCUGCUACAUACAGAUUACAGGUUUCCCUUUGUAUGACCUGCACAAUGAUUGGCACAAAGUUCCUGUACCAGAAAGGGAAAUAAAGGCAAGGACAGCAAGUAGGAGUUUGAAAUAUACCAGUCAGCUAUUCAAAAAUUGUGUGAUCAAGAAAAAGGUAGGAUAUGCAAAGAAGAAAUGGCAUCACCAUGCGAAGAAAUGCCAGCCUUUACUGAAAACAAAAGGACAGCAGCUGGAUAGCAGUAAAUACAAACAAGACACAAACCUGACACAGGAAAAGGAUCAUCAUGCAUCAGAAGUGCAGCAAAAUGCAGAGAGUGCUAAAGCUAAAGUGUUAUCUAUGUCUUCCAAGUUAAAGAGGGGGCUCAAAAGGAAACGUCCUGAGGAGGUACACAUUGUAGUUAAUCCAAGGCAUAAAAUUGGACGCUAUGAAGACAAAGUUGCUUCACAAGACAUCUGCGUGUCUGCAGAUGACAUAUGCAUCUGUGUGUCUGCAGAUGAACUGGCGGGGAUGACUGUCAGGGUGGAUCCUUCCAUGCCAUCAUGUUCUCAUCACCCUGACAUGGGGCAUACGCAGACGGCACUUGAAAGUCGGCAUCAGUUGGACAUAGAACAAAAAACAUGUUCAUCUCUUGAAGGUGAGCUCGAUGACUGUACCAGACAGAAUAUGCACAUCACAGACAGCAGUUCCAUGCUACCUGACACAGGUCAGACAAGACUGACAGGCAAGAAACGGAAACGUUGUCGGAAGGAUGGUGACAGAAGAUUUAAAAGAUCAAGGAAAGAUCUAACUGCAUCCAAGACAGAAACAAGUAUACAGGGACAACAAAAGAGAAGGAGAAGGAAAGGAGUUCAAACUGGUCAUGAACAGAAUAAGAGAAAGAGUGAGAGCCAAAGGAAAGGAAAGAAAGAACUUAAUGUGAAACUUUCCACAAAUGCAGAAAGCAGGGUGACUCUGACAGCAAGGAGUACAAGACAAUCAGAGACAUCAAACAGUAUUCCUGAUGUCCCUAAUGCUGAGCAAAACUCAUCAUACUGUUUCAGUACAAUGGCCAUCUCCAAAACAAUGGUACUUCAUGCAGGUCAGCCACAGGGAGAAUACACAGGAUCUCCACUGAACGUCCUAUCCGAGGGAUGGCCCUAACUAAAGCCAGGUACUCAUUUUCACCUGAAUGAAGUGAGGAAAGUAAAGAUCGUUGACCUACAUACACACCCACACCACACACACGUACAGAGGCUCCAACAUGGUACUCUCACCUCUCAAAUAAACGUACCGGUACGUUUAUUUUUUUCCGCCUCAAAAUCCACCCGGUACGUCCUUAUUU
Messenger RNA from Branchiostoma floridae (Florida lancelet), 2144 nucleotides. RefSeq lists its product as uncharacterized. Gene Ontology annotation, biological process: telomere maintenance via telomerase. Bases 299 to 1963 code for a protein of 554 amino acids. Gene Ontology annotation, cellular component: telomerase catalytic core complex. The transcript has 10 exons. NCBI's taxonomy places the organism in Eukaryota, Metazoa, Chordata, Leptocardii, Amphioxiformes, Branchiostomatidae. The record is from RefSeq and is a predicted model, not a curated record. Gene Ontology annotation, molecular function: telomeric repeat DNA binding; telomerase RNA binding.